Messenger RNA from Macrosiphum euphorbiae (potato aphid), 1401 nucleotides. NCBI's taxonomy places the organism in Eukaryota, Metazoa, Arthropoda, Insecta, Hemiptera, Aphididae. The record is from the annotation of a GenBank genome assembly.
AUGUCAAGGCAUGGACGCUCUAAACAAUACGGUCCGGAACCGCCGCCGGCGGCCGUCUACACCAAGCCGCCGCCGCCGGUGCACGGCAACAACACGUACAACGGCCGCGCGCACCACCAUUACCAGCAGCAGCAGUCACAACAGCAACACCAGCAAUUGCUGCUGCAACAGCAAUUCUAUGGCGCUCAGCAGCAACAACAACAGUCGAACGCGGUGGUCGGAUCUAGGCCCCCGUCGAGCAGUCACCACCAUCACUCGUUGCCCAGAAAUGCCUGGAGCGCGGAUAGACAUUCUCCGGUGGCCGGUGGAUCUUCUUCGAACAGCUCCAAUGACCGGGCAUACGCGGCCAACCGCCGGGCAAAGCACCACCGAGUGUACAACAGCCACCGCCAGGCGUCUCGCGGCCACCACAAGAGUGGUGGCGGUGGUGGUGCCACUACGGACCCGGAUGCACUUUCGUCGGUGACAACGGCCGGCGUCAAGUACAACCCGCUGCAGCAACCGCCACCUCAACAGUUGAACCACCAAUCGCUGCACCAACUGCACCAGCAGCAGCAGCACCACCACCACCGGCCGCAGAUGGCGCCGGUCUGGCCACCGGUUGAACCGCCGUCGUCGGCCGUUCACCAUCUCCAGCAACAGCCGGCCACCGCCACCCAAUACUUGCCGCAGCCGCCACCACAGUUACCUCCGCAGAACCCCGCCGCUGCGGCCGCGGUCUUGAGGCAACAUCACCAGCCACCGGCUGCGGUGCCACUGUUGUUGCCCUCUUGCGACGUCGCCGUCGACGCGUGCGGCGGCCACUGUCCGAGGUUCGAAAACUUCUGCCAUUUCUGCUUGCUGGUGCUUUAUUUUGCGGGCAUCACGGUGGGCUUCCUGUUGAUCAUGGCGGCCGUCGUGUCUACCCGGGACCCGCGGUUCCUGUACAUCGGCGGCCUGGUACUUCCGGUCAGCGCGUUCCUGAUGACCGUUCAGUGCCGAGUACGGCAGGACGCCGACCGCCGGAAGCGGCACAGGCAGCUGAACGGCCGACACCACCACAGGUCGAACGCGGGCGCCCUGAUGAUGAUCAACAACAACGGCAGCAGUAACCAACACAACGGCGGAGUUGCCGGCCAACUGUCGGCCACCGGGUCCGGCACUGCCGCAACCGCCGCCGAGACCAUACCGCUGCAGAAUAUCAUGGUGGCCGGCGGUGCCGAUAACGGCGGUACGCUUCGCCGGCAGUUCCAGGGCAACGUCUACCAGUACGUCGGUCAGAGGGACGGCAGCGAGACAAACUAUAACGCGGCCAACGGCCAUCACUACGAGACGACGUCCGACCUACAGCAAAUCGAAGGAGUGCCGUGGUGGAGACGAGAAGACAACCGACCGUAUCACAACCGCGCCCCUCACCAGUAA